Anastrepha obliqua is the source of this 926-nucleotide messenger RNA. RefSeq lists its product as uncharacterized. The transcript has 2 exons. Gene Ontology annotation, biological process: regulation of transcription by RNA polymerase II. NCBI's taxonomy places the organism in Eukaryota, Metazoa, Arthropoda, Insecta, Diptera, Tephritidae. The record is from RefSeq and is a predicted model, not a curated record. The coding region runs from base 109 to 801 and encodes 230 amino acids. Gene Ontology annotation, cellular component: transcription regulator complex; nucleus.
CGCUGCAUAGUGAAUGUUCUCUGGUUUUGUUUUUAAUUAUCUUGAAUAAGACGAAUACAACGAACUUAUUCUGGUCUGUAUUAAAUAUUAUUAUUACUUUGAGGAAGGAUGAACAGAACGAGUUAUAAAAAAAACCGUCCAUUUGAUUUUAAAUUAAUAUCUCUGGUAGAACCACAUCCAGUGCUCUAUCAUCGACAUUGGGGUGGGCUUUCAACUUUUGAGUGCUUGAAGGAGAAAAAUCGUAUAUGGAAUCAAAUUGCCACAGAAAUGGAAGCCAGUCCUAACUUCUGCCUCAGCCGUUGGAACAAUUUGAGAAAUCAUUUUCAACGCGAACUUCGCCACUGUCACGAGCUAUGUCCCAAAGAAGGUAUUAUUCGUGGAUCAACAUGGCCUUAUCUAGAGAGAUUGCGCUUUCUCGAGGGAACUAUACGUUUCAACAAGCCUGAUAAACCUUUCCGAACUAAUAAACGCGAACAAAAAUGUCUCCACUUGAAACAUUUAGAUGCAGAUGAGGAAAUAAUGUGCGACGGGGUAACAAAUGAUAGCCUUCCGAAUAAUGAAGGCUUUGUUGAAUUUGAAGAACUAGCAAAUGAGAUUUUCGAAAAUGAGGAAAGUGCUGCAUUGUCAGGUCCCGACGAAUUGGUUCAAGAGCGUUUGACAAACUUCGAACAAAUGGCGGAGUUAUUAAACAACAUUCGCAACGAAAGUAAAAUAGAAAUUGAACGUCGUAUAAUGGCUUACCUGUGCAAAUGCCAAUUAAGAGCACUAGUAGGUGAGGGGAUUAAUGACCUGACAAUCUAAAAAACAAUUUUCUCGGUCUAAAAUUACUCUACCAUAUUUUUUGUGGUUUUACUUUAGUACCUAAAAUUUUAAUACUUAUAUAUAUGUCCAAAAAACUAGAAAUAAAAAUAUGUUCAUGUAUUUUA